Molecule: messenger RNA, 2704 nt
Organism: Taeniopygia guttata (zebra finch)
Lineage: Eukaryota; Metazoa; Chordata; Aves; Passeriformes; Estrildidae
Gene: TREM1
Product: triggering receptor expressed on myeloid cells 1
Cellular component (GO): cell surface
Molecular function (GO): signaling receptor activity
Source: RefSeq, a predicted model, not a curated record
GGGGGGUAUUUCCGCUCGAGGCGAGAACUUGGCACUUCCCCGUCCCCCAGCUGUGUCACUGCCAGGCAGGAGAGGCCAAGGGCACCCACAGUGGCACAGGACACGCCGGGCAGCCCCAGUGAUGCCCCUUCCCUGGGCCUGAGGAUGGCCGUGGAGCUGAAAGCCCUGUUCCUGCUGGCGCUCUGCUUCCCAGGUCUCCAAGGCCAAACCCCAGAAGUCCAGAGACGACGGGAAGGGGACACUCUUCACGUGCUGUGUCCUUAUGAAGCGUGGACUACUAACCACCAGGAAAAAUUGUGGUGCCUCCUGAGAUCUGGAGACUGUAAAGAAAUCCUGCGCACAUACUAUGAAAUCAGCGUGCAAUCCAGGGAUAAGAGGACUGAAAUAAAGGAUAACACGAGUAGCAGGACUGUGUCUAUCACCAUGACUAACCUCAAGGCAGAGGACUCGGACACGUAUUUCUGUACUGCUUACAACGGCUACAAAGGGGGAUACCCACAGCUAAGGACCAUCUCACUGAAUGUUUUCAAGGAGCUGCUCAAGUGGGAGCUGGACACGCUGAGGGUGCAGUGCCCGGCGGGGUACGGCAUGGUGUGGUGCCGAGGAGGGCAGACGGGCUGCACGGCCCUGCUGAGCAGAACAGCUUCAAGGGAGAGCGAGAUGAAAUCCCUGCGAGACAGAGCAUCAGUGGAGUAUAACUCUCAAAAGGCUCUUGUUGUCACCAUGAGGAACCUGCAGGUCUGGGACUCUGGGGUGUACUGGUGCGCCCUGGGCCCCGAGCUCAGCCGCAGAAUGGAGGUGGUGCUCUCUGUGUUCAGGAGGACCCAGCAGCACAUUGCCAAGGAGUCAGGCAACAUCUCUGUCCAGUGUCACUACAGGACCGCAGACUUCGGGGCUGUCAGCAAAGCCUGGUGCAAAACAAAGCAGGGGGAAACGUGUGACGUGCUGGCCAGCACCAGAGCCGAGUCCCCUGCAGGGAACAGCACGGCCUGGGGAGGUGUCAGGAUCCAGGAUGACACCCAGCAGGGCAUUGUCACUGUCACCAUGGAGCAGCUGCAGGUGCAGGACUCGGGCGUGUACUGGUGCGCGCUCCAGGACGGCUCCGGUCUGCUCCGCAUGGAGGAGGUCACGCUCAGCGUUUCCAAGGCAUUGCCUCCAGGAGGUUUUCCAGACUCUGAAAGCCAAAGUGAAGAAAUUCUUGUGGGUGACAGCUGCAGUGGGAACACCUUCCUCAUCCUCUCCGUGGUGCUGCUCCUGCUGCUCCUGCUGGCCCUCCUCACCUCCGCAGCUCUGGGUGUCAGGUACUCCAGGCUCCUGCUGGCAACAGGUAACAGAGAAGCAGAGGACACCAGUGGCAGACCAGAGGGCACAGCACAGCCUGGCAGCACUGGGAGGAGGGAACGUUCUCAGGAUGACAGCAAAGGGCCAGCACACAUCAACCUGGAUGUGCAAUCCCACUCCAGCCUGGAGGAGCCUCUUUACUGCAACGUGAAGCCGAGCCCGGCUCCCGGGAGCUGCCAGCACAUGGAAUACGCCGUCAUCGCCUUCAACCAGUCCCCAAGGACCAGCAGGGAGUGAAGCACAGAAUCCCCAGCAAGGCAGAAAUAUGGGGAAAAGGACCUGGAAUAGAGUGGGAAUGAGGACUAGGAGGAGUGUGGGUGCACAAGCUGAGUUUUGCUGCUGUGUGGGUGGUGUUGCCUGAGCAUUUUCAGCUCUCCCUCCUGUUUUAGGUUUUGCCACACUCGGGUCAGGCAGAGCUGGGGGGGAAUCCCCAGGAUCUCUUGUAAAUCUGCUUUUCCAAUUCCAUUAAAGUGCAGUCUUGGAGAGGCAGGUGUGGAGGCCUGGCCUUUGGAAAAGGAGCAGUGUGGACAUGGCUGGGUGGGAUAUCCCAGCUGUGUCCUGCUACAAACCCUGCCCCAAUCCCAAAAAUUCAGCUGCUGUGGCCAAGCAGACUCAUUCCAGUGCUGCAGGGAUGGAACUCAAACCCUGCUGUGGCUGGGCUCAUUUUUCAUGGAAUGGGCUGAGGAUGGAAGUGCUGGAUUCUAAGAAUAAGCAGAACCAGCUCCUGCACUUCUGCCUCUGCUGGAAACGCUCCAAAUGACACGUUUUAUUUAGCAGUCAUGUGGGGAGCAACAUGAAAUGACUUUAUGGGGCUCAGUUCCAUUUCUCCAGGAGCUUUGGCUCCUGAUUUCCCUGCCCCAAGCCCUGUUGGAGGUGCCUGAACCAGCCCUCAUUCCCAGGCCAGUCACAUCCAACAGGCUUCUCUUGACAGGGCUGCAGCAGGGAGGCUGAUGGAAAUUUUUUGAGAUUUUCAGAGUUGACCUGGCAGAAAGAAAAAGAAAACGGUUCUGGAAAUGGUUCAUUCAGCCCAACAAUUUGCUCUUGGUGCAGUUGCCCUGGGUCAAGCUGUGGAAGAGUAAUAGCAAAAAACCGUGGAGUGGAAGAGAGGCUUUUUUGGGGAGAUUCUUGAAGAGAGUCCGUAUUUGUGCUCACUGGAAUGAGAAGGAACAAAAGCUGAAGUCAGUCACCUGACAAAGAAUUUCUGGUCACUGUGAGGGACCAUUUUUUCAACCACUAACUGGAGGAAAGGCACAUUUAGGAAUGACGAGGCCUGCAGGUUUAGCACCACACCAGUUUCGAAGUCAGGGUCUAUUUGUACUUUCAUGGAAGACCUCCAAAUAAAUAAAUCACCUCAAAAAUGAAA